Molecule: messenger RNA, 1591 nt
Organism: Paralichthys olivaceus (Japanese flounder)
Lineage: Eukaryota; Metazoa; Chordata; Actinopteri; Pleuronectiformes; Paralichthyidae
Product: complement component receptor 1-like protein
Biological process (GO): negative regulation of complement activation, classical pathway
Source: RefSeq, a predicted model, not a curated record
UAGUUUCUCACAGGACACAAUCAUGAGGAGCGUCUGCUGGGCAGCUCUGGGUUUAUUCUCUGCUCUGCUCGCUUCAGCCCAGAUGACAAAGAGAUGCUCUGCACCUCGGGAGCCGCCGCACACCAGGCUGGAGGAGAAGUUCAGCCGCAGACAGAGCUUCAGCAGCGGGGAGAAGGUUCAGUUCAGCUGCGCAGAGGACUUCAGUCCCUCCAGAGGAAGCGGCUCUGUGCAGUGUCUGGGAGGAAGAUGGACCAAACUGACUCUGAAGUGCGAGAAGAGAUCGUGUGGAAGCACCAGGGAUCUACAGAAUGGACAGUUGUUCUAUGAAGGGAAUUCUUACGUCGGGGAGAAGGUUUAUGCAACAUGCAAUGAGGGAUACACUCUGAAGGGACUGAACUACAUGAUAUGCAAGAAGUCUGGAUGGACUGGGGAAUUCCCGACAUGUGAAGAGAGGGCGACCACCUGCUCCCCCCCUGCAGUGGCCCAGUCUGUGAAGGCCGGUGGGAAUGUGUCUGUGUACCAGGCGGGAGAUAACGUGACCUUCACCUGCAGUCAGGGUUUCCAGCUGGAUGGAGCUCCGCAGGUCACAUGUGGCCCCGGUGGACGGUGGCAGCCUGGGCUCCCUCGGUGUCUGCCUUCGGCUGAAAGACCUGAUCAGUCCUCUCACAAAGAAACAGGAACAUGUGGCAAACCGCUCCCCAUCAAAAACUCCAACGCCAACCUCGCUGACAAGUAUAUCACCAUGACAACCUUUGCGUCCGGUAACAGAGUCCAGUACACGUGUGACGUUGGAUACGCUCCAACUGGAGGCAGCAGAUAUCGCACCUGUAGGAAUGGGAAGUGGACGCCGCUGUUCCUGAAAUGUGAACCAAAGGAGUGUGGCUCUGCAGGAGAGGUUCUGAAUGGACUGUUCACGUACACUGGAUUAGAGUUUGGAGACACUGCUACAGCCGUCUGUAAUGUGGGGUAUAUUCUUGUCGGACAGGCAACCAGGAACUGUUUGAGUAACGGCUGGGAUGGACGUGUUCCUGUUUGUGAAGCUGUGGUGUGUGCGGAGCCUCGAGAGGUGACAAACGCACAGAGGAAAAACUUUCAGGAGCCACCGUACAUGUACAGGAGUGUGAUUAACUAUCAGUGUCCUGCGGGAUCUCUUGUUGGACAGAGGGAGAUCUGGUGCACGGAGGACGGGACGUGGAGCGCACCCCCUCCUACAUGCAAAGUGAUGACAUGUCCAUCUCCAAAUGUGGCCAGCGCCUUCUGGACGGGCGCUCAGAAUAACCUGUACCAACACAGGGACACUAUAUCAAUCGAGUGUAACCGAGGCUACACAUUGAUUGGCCCGAGCACCGUUACCUGUGGUCACGAUGGUCGAUGGUCCUCUGUUCUUCCCAAAUGUAGACGCGCAUGGCGUCAGAGCAACCGGAGGUAUUAAAUCCAGAAAUUCGACAGCAGUCAGAGGAAGGUGAAAAUAAUAUCAAGUCAUUCCAAAAGAAAUGCCUCGUUCUUGUAAACCCACAUUUCAAUAAUGCACCAAUAAUCGUAUUUGCUCAUGAAACUUCAUAUAGAGACAUUAAAAUGUGUUUGAAAUGAA